UCCAAAUGGAAGAAGAUAAAAGAUAAGCUCCGUUCUCUUUCAUAGCUGCUCAAUCCUAUUUCGCUCGCUGCCGUCUUUAAUGCCGUCAAUUACUCCGCCGUCGCAAACCGGGUUUCACCACCGUCAAUCUCAUUGCAAUCUUUAACUUCUCGCUCAGCUCUAGCUUUGAUCCGGAGAUAUUCCCAUCUUCUGUCCGGAUUCAGACAAAUUCAAAUCGGGUUAUACUCUUUAAUUCUGAUUUCAUCUUCCGUUGUUACAAACCUACGUUAAAAUCUUCAUAAGAAUUCAAUAGGAAAAAACUGUGCUCAAUUGGUGGCUCUGUUUCCCCUUCUUCUUUUCGUUACUAUAAUGGAGAAACACUUGGAGCAGUAUCUACAAGAUAUGUCAAUUGAAGAUGAAGAGGAUAAACCUCUGGUGUUAUCUAAUCUUCCUCAGUUUUACUCAUCUGAAAGAAACUUAAGAAGCUUAAUAGGUCGGUUUCUUAACCCUGACUAUCAGCGUAUGUCUAAUUGGAUCUUAGAGAUGCCAAGAAUUUGGAGACUGUAUGACAGAGUCAGAGGUGUUGCUUUAUCAAGAGAUCGUUUCCAGUUCAUUUUCAAAUAUGACGACGAUAUAAAUGAAAUUUUGAAGACUGGGGUGUGGACUCAAGAUGAUUGGGGAGUAGUUAUGGAGCGAUGGGUCGAAGAUCCUCCUGCCAAUUAUCUGAUGUUUCUUCCAGUAUGGAUUAGGCUUCGUAAUUUGCCAGUGAAUCACUAUACGAAGGAGACUAUUACAGAAAUUGCUGGUUGUGUUGGUCAGGUUCUAGAGGUUCCUUUUGAUGAGAAAGAGGCUCAAAGCAAGGACUAUGUUCGGGUUAGGAUCUUACUUGAUAUUUCAAAAGGGCUGAAAAAUUUCAAAGAACUUCAACUUCCAAAUGGGUCACUUGUCAAGAUUGGUAUUGAUUAUGAAAGAGUUCGAAAAAGAUGCUUUCAGUGCCAAAAGCUGACUCAUGAUAAAAGUAGAUGUCCUUUUGCUCAGAUAGAAAUUACAGUUGGAGAUUGUUCCUCAACAAAUGUUCUAGCUGAUACAAUCAAAGCUGAUCUGCUGAAUCCGAAGAACUCGAGACUUAAAACUACAACGCAAAGAGCAGUUCAAGAUUCUACAAGAGCCUUCUCUAAAGACAAGGAGAUUGAUCUUCGUGGCAAAAAUAUUACAACUGCAGAAUGUUCAUCACCAAAACUAUUAGCUGAUGUAACAAAACUUGAUGUGAUGAAUCAGAAGACCUCGAGUUAUGAAACUCCUCUUCAAAGCUUGCCUCAAGGUAACUCUUUUUAUUGCUCUCCCUCAGCCUUAUACUCGAAUGGUUUAGAGGCUUCCUCCUCAAAAAAGUUGCAACAGAAGUUACCCACUGCUAAAAGACCAAGAUCAUGGUUAAAAAAUACUAAGGAUCGAAAAGGGAAAAAUCUGAAAACUCAAGAUAAAUCUCUAGAUAAUCAGAUGGAGAUUAGUGGGAAGAAUCUAAUUCAGGAACAAGAGAAUGGUGUGGCCAAAAGUCUCCAGAGAGACACAAAUACGGUGGUUCCAGGUGAACUGCCGCAAGAUCAAUAGGUAUUUUGAGCUGGAAUUGUCAAGGGCUAGGGAACUCUUGGACAAUUGUUCAUCUCAAGGAAAUGAGAAAGGCUCAUUUUCCUGAUAUCUUUUUCCUCAUAGAGACUAAGAACUCAACUGUUUAUUUGAAAAAGGUUCAAGGUUGGUUAGGCUAUAGUAACCUUAAAACGGUUGAACCAGUAGGAACUAGUGGUGGACUUGCAGUUUUUUGGAAAGACAGUAUAGAUAUCAAGUUUUUGUUUGUUGAUAAAAAUAUUAUAGAUAUGAAAGUUUCUUGUCGUUCUAAAGUGUGGUUCAUUUCUUGUGUGUAUGGGAAUCCAAUUACAGGCCUUAGAUCUGCAGUUUGAGAUAAAAUCACUGAUUUUGGUUUAUCUAGAUCAGAAGCUUGGUGUAUGAUAGGUGACUUUAACUCCAUAUUAUCCAAUAAAGAUAAAUUGGGAGGGCCAUUAAGGGAUCUCGUUUCUUUUCACCCUUUUCAAGAGCUUUUGGCAAGCUGUGAUAUGACUGAAUUAGGUAGCUCUGGAAAUGGUUUUACUUGGGGUGGAGUUAGAGAUAAACAGUGGAUACAGUGCAAACUUGAUCGUUGCUUCGGAAACCCAGCUUGGUUUUCUUUGUUUCCAAGUAGUCGACAACAGUUUCUUGAGAAGCUAGGAUCAGACCAUAAACCUGUUUUGGUUAAUUUUUCAUGUCAUAAAGAGCCUCAUAAGAGCCAAUUUUGGUUUGACAAAAGGUGGGCAAAAGAUCCUUCUUUUAUGGAAGUAAUUCAAAAAGCUUGGAAUGAUAAGAAGGUUACGGCAACAAUAGUUCUGUGAUGAUAAGAUUUGAAAAUUGCAGAAAGGCUAUUGGAAGUUGGAAGAAAAGAGCAUGGUCUAGUUCAGAGAUUAGAAUCAAAAGACUGCGAAAAGAGCUGGCAACACAAGAUUCAUCUUUACAUCCGUGUUUCACGAGAAUAAAUGUGAUUAAAAGAGAAUUGGCCAUUGCUUUUCGAGAGGAAGAAGUGUAUUGGAGACAAAAAAGCACAGAAAAAUGGCUCCUUCUUGGGGACAGAAACACUAAAUUCUUUCAGGCAUCAGUGAAAGCUGCAAGAAUAAAGAACUCAUUACCUUUCCUGGUAGAUGAUAAAGGAAUAGAACAAUUCUCAGAGCUGGGAAAAGGAGAGGUUGCAGUUAAGUACUUCACUGAUUUGUUUAAAUCUUCGACUCCUACUCCGGUUAGUGAUUUGCUCCUUAACUUCCAACCAAGAGUAUCAAACAAUAUGAACCAAGACCUUUCAAGGAAUAUCACCAUAGCAGAGAUAAAGCAGGCUGCAUUUUCGAUUAGCAAUGAGAGUGCUCCAGGCCAUGACGGUUUAACUGGUUUCUUUUUUAAAAAGUAUUGGCAUGUUAUAAAGGACCAGGUUAACAGUGAGGUUCUACAAUUUUUUGAUACUGGUAUUAUUCCUGAGGGUUGGAACCAUACUCACUUGUGUCUCAUCCCUAAGAUCCAGGCUCCAUCAAAGAUGACAGAUCUUAGACCUAUCAGUUUGUGCUCUGUGAUCUACAAGAUUGUCUCAAAAAUCCUGGUACAUCGAUUGAAAAAGCAUUUACCAACUAUUGUCUCUCCAACACAAGCUGCUUUUGUAUCAGAAAGAUUGAUCUCCGACAAUAUUCUGAUUGCACACGAAAUUACUCAUAGUCUCCACAAUCAUCCUUUGAUAUCUCAAGAAUUCAUGAUGGUUAAAACAGAUAUGUCUAAAGCAUAUGACAGGGUCAAAUGGAUUUUUCUAAAAGACAUGCUACAAGCUCUUGGGUUUCAUGAUAGGUGGAUUUUUUGGACUAUGGGAUGUGUCUCCUCUGUGAGUUACUCAGUAAUAAUAAAUGGAGAGCCAGUUGGAUUAAUCAAGCCUGAAAGAGGCAUUAGACAGGGAGAUCCUCUUUCUCCCUUUCUUUUUGUCUUAUGCAUUGAAGCCUUGAUUCAUCUGUUCGAUCAAGCUACAAUGGCAGGCAAUAUCACUGGUAUUCAGUUUCAUCACUCUGGGCCACAAAUUAAUCACUUGUUAUUUGCAGACGAUAGUCUGUUCUUCUGUAAAGCCAAUAGAGUUCAAUGUGCUGAGAUGAUAAGAUGCUUGCAGAAGUAUGAAUGGAUGUCUGGUCAUGUGAUUAAUAAAGAAAAAUCAGCUAUUACGUUUGGAUCUAAAUCAAAUAAUUUAGAUUGGAACUGGAUAAAAGAGAAUCUGGGGAUCUAUCUCGAAGGUGGUGCAGGAAAAUAUUUAGGUCUUCCUGAAUGUUUAAGUGGAUCGAAACAACAAUUGUUGGGGUUUAUAAAGGAUAGGCUCCACUCUCGACUAACCGGUUAGUAUGCAAAAAAUCUGUCGCAAGGAGGUAAAGAAGUUCUUUUAAAAUAUAUAGCUUUGGCUCUUCCAGUCUAUGCAAUGUCGUGCUAUAAGCUUCCUAAGGGCAUCAUCAAGAAAAUGAUUUCUGUAAUGAUGGAUUAUUGGUGGAGUAAUUUUCAAGAUAAAAAGAAAAUUCAUUGGAUAAGCUAUGAAAAAAUGACUCUGCCAAAGUCUGCUGGAGGUUUUGGAUUUAAGGACCUGGAAAUCUUCAAUCAAGCCUUGCCUCUUCUCAAGAUUUUUUAAAAGCAGGUAUUAUGCGACUGAUGAAUUUUUGAGUGCCGCAAAAGGAAGAAAUCCUUCUUAUGGUUGGAGAAGUGUUAUAUUUGGUCGACAAUUACUUUCUAAAGGGCUGAAACGAGUCAUUGGUAAUGGGGAAAACACUUUGGUCUGGAUUGACAAUUGGUUGUUUGAUAGUAGAGCUAUGAGGCCUAUGGGUAUUCACUCCUUAAUGAACAUCAAUCUUAGAGUUGUUGAUCUUUUCAACCAUCAUACAGGAAUAUGGAAUGAUUUUCUUUUAAGAUCAUUGUUUCAUCACUCGGAGAUCAAUAUCAUUAAAGCGAUAAAACCCAGGAUCGGGUUUGAUGAUUCGUAUUGUUGGGGUGAAACUAGAAAUGGUAUUUAUUCAGUAAGCUCAGGAUAUGAUUUGAUGUUUAGACUGCAGAAGAAAGAUAUUUUGGGUGUCGCUGAAGCUCGUCCAUCCACGAAUCCGGUUCUACAAGCUUGUUGGAAUGUGAACACUGCUCCAAAAAUUCAAGUUUUUCUUUGGAAAGCUCUUAAUGGUGCCCUUGCAGUUGUUGAACGUUUGAGAACUAGAGCAAUAAGGAAUGUUGAUGGGUGUAUGUUUUGUGAUGCAGAGGUUGAAUCGAUUAAUCACAUCCUCUUCCUUUGUCCCUUUGCAAGACAAGUCUGGGCCCUUUCUGACAUUCCAUCUCCGUAUCUGGGCUUUGGUAAAUCGAUUUUUGAAAAUAUGUAUUAUCUUUUUGGUUUGGAAAAGAGAAUCGAUUAUAUUGAUGAAGUUAAGUCAGCCUUUGCUUGGAUCCUAUGGCAUUUAUGGAAGAAUAGAAAUAGUUUUCUUUUUGAUGGUGUAAUAUUGGCUCCGGAUGUCUUAGUGUACAGAGCUUUGGAUGUCACUAGAGAUUGGUCCUCAGUGUAUAAGCAGGAUGUAUCCCCGUUGAAGUCUAUAUCAAAGCAGAAAGAGCAAUGGCAACCUCCUUUUCAGGGAGAAGUAAAAUGUAACAUUGGCUUUUCCUGGUCUAAAUCGUUCUGCUUAUCUGGUGCUUCCUGGGUGGUUAGAGAUCAUGAUGGUAAAGUAGUCCUUCACAGUAGAAGAUCAUUUGCAGCUGUUAAUUCAGUUUUUGAGGCCAAAAUCAAAAGCUGGGAAUGGGCACUGGAAAGUAUGAAAAGUUUACACUUUGAAAAUGUGACUUUUGGUGCAACCACUAUGGAAA
Camelina sativa (false flax) is the source of this 5406-nucleotide messenger RNA. RefSeq lists its product as uncharacterized. Lineage: Eukaryota; Viridiplantae; Streptophyta; Magnoliopsida; Brassicales; Brassicaceae. The record is from RefSeq and is a predicted model, not a curated record.